GAUGACAUAAUUUUACAUAAUUUAAUUAGUAUGGGAAUAACAGAAAACACCUGAAGAAGUCAAUUACGUAAAAUUUACGACGUUACUACACCAAGUCAGUUUAUCUGCAUGAUCAUAUCCACAGUGCUGCUGUUGUACUUCCCAACGAUUAUUGAAUCUUCAAAGACAUAUACACGCUAUAGACAACUUGAACGACCAGAUUAUGAAGUUGAAUCUGUCAAUGACUUUUGGGUGAUAAUCCCUUUGGGAAUAUUUCUCAGACUAGCUAAAAUGUUUGUGGCUUAUAUAACAAAAGACUUCUUUAUGAAGAAGCUCUACCAUAAGUAUAAGAAAGGUGAUCUUACUCAAAAAGUAGAUAAGUGAAUCAGAGGAGCUUUCAAGGUUGUCUAUUUUUCUGUUGUUUUCUACAUAGGAUUGUUUGAAGUAUUGAACAAGACUCAUUUUGGUCCAGCAAUUACUUUUGGGGAUGGAGAUCACCGACUAGCAUUAGGGAACUUCCCUUUCUCACCAAUGCCUUCCAUGCUGAAGUUUUACUACAUGCUGAGCAUGUCAUAUUACAUUGAAGAUGUAAUUGUUCACUUGUUCCAGACCCCACAAUUUGAUUUUUGGGAAAUGAUUCUCCACCAUAUUAUCGCUUUUAUGUUAUUAUUAGAUUCAUAUAUGAAUGGUUUUUGGAUUUUUGGAGUUUUGAUCCUACCGCAAAUGGAUUUUGAGGACAUCUGGAUUGGCCUUAUUAGAUGCGUCAUGGAUUAUUCAAGCAGUGCCGUAACUAUGUCAAUUUAUAGCGUAAUUUUAUUAUCAUGGAUCUGGCUGAGGUUUAUAGCUUUUGGAUACGUAAUGUUGUACUCUUUCUGCUUCACCUGAAGAAUGAGCCUUGAUAAUGAUACGAGAAUUAUUAUGUUCAAUAACCUGCUACUUUGGACACUUGCUGGACUCAACAUUUACUGGUUCAUCCUCUUAGUGAAGAUGGGGCUUGGCUUCUUGUUCAAAAAUAAAUGAGUAGACAUGCAAGCUGUACAGAACUUGGAAUGUGAUAAGAUAAAAAGAAUUCAAUAGGGUUAUUAAAAAAA
Molecule: messenger RNA, 1070 nt
Organism: Moneuplotes crassus
Lineage: Eukaryota; Ciliophora; Spirotrichea; Euplotida; Euplotidae
Source: the annotation of a GenBank genome assembly